Carya illinoinensis is the source of this 633-nucleotide messenger RNA. RefSeq lists its product as uncharacterized. The transcript has a single exon. Bases 1 to 633 code for a protein of 210 amino acids. NCBI's taxonomy places the organism in Eukaryota, Viridiplantae, Streptophyta, Magnoliopsida, Fagales, Juglandaceae. The record is from RefSeq and is a predicted model, not a curated record.
AUGGGAAACUGUCUCUUUGCAGGCUUCGGAGAGGUCGAUCAUGGAGUAACCAAAGUGGUCACAUCUAACGGAGGUAUAAUGGAAUUCUACGCUCCAAUAACCGUAGGAUGCAUCACCAAUGAAUUCCCUGCAGGCCACGGCAUUUUCCGCAGCCAUGAUCUUUUCUGGAAACCACUCCCUCACCAUGAAGAGCUCGUGGCCGGGGAGUCCUACUAUCUCCUCCCACUCAAUGACAGCACAGACGACAACACGCGCACGCACGGACAAAUCGUCCGGCGGCAAGGCCACGUUCGAUCCAUCAGUAGCGUAUCUUCGUCGUCGACGUUGGCUGCCCCAUAUAGGAUGUCACUCGAUUAUCAAGGGAUGCUGAAGAGAUCGUACACGGAGGUCUUCUCAAGGUACAACAAUGGCCCGUUCUGGAAAGUGAAGCUGGUGAUAUGCCCAGAGCAAUUGUUGGAGAUACUGUCGCAAGAGGCUCGCACUCAAGAGUUGAUACAGAGCGUAAGGACGGUGGCAAAGUGUGGUAAUAAUGGUGGGGUCUCGCCUACGGAGUUCUCAGAUGUAUGGAGCCUCUCAAGCAGUCGGAAUGCUUCCUCUAAGAAAGAAGGCUUAGUAGACAUUUUGGGGAAUUAA